AUGACUAUUUAUUGUAUAUACUCUCUUAUUGUCCAUACUAUAAAGAAAAGCUACAAAGAGGAGAAAAAAAAGUCUGAAAAGGAGUUCUUCCACAGCCUUACAGAUCCCUCACUUACCAUGAUGGAAGACUGGUUGAAGAUUCGAGGCACCUUUAGGAUGUGGUCGAAACUCUGGUGUGAUCUGAAACCCGGGAUGCUCCUUAUUCAUAAAAGCCCAAAGAAGGCUGAGUGGGUUGGCACAGUGCUACUGAAUGUCUGUGAAUUUCUAGAACGACCAUUAGAGAAAGAUGGCUUCUGUUUUAAACUCUUUCAUCCUUUUAAACAGUCCAUCUGGGCAGUUAAGGGUCCUAAAGGACAAAUAUUUGGCUGUAUAACAACACAGCCAUUGCCUAGAAAUCAUCUAAUCAUUCGUACAGUACCAGAAUGUUACUGUUUUACCUACAUUCCCAGGGUCAAAGCCAACAUGGUUGAUUUAUCGGUGGAUGUUAAAAUGUUUUUGAGACAAAAGAACUUUGAGAUACUUUUUAAUGGUUUAGGCAAAAGAGAGAGUACUAGUAUUUUAAAGAAAAAGAGUACUUUUAACCCACCGUUACAUCCACAGCUCAAAAAUUUUGAAAAUGUUUUACAGACGCGUCUUAGAGAUGACCUUAAAUUUAAUAAAGUACCCCCCAAUCUCACAAAGGAUGAAUUCAACAUCCUUGAUUCUUGUAGAACAGACAAGAAUCUCAGAGUCAUGAAGCCUGAUAAAGGAGGAGGGGUGAUUCUGAUGGACCAAAUAGACUAUGAAGUCAAAAUGCUAAACAUGUUGAAUGAUGAAAAUACAUAUGAAAGAGUGUCCUUGAAUGAGUUUAUCAUUGCGGAAAGAAAAGUUUCAAUAUGUCUUAACAACUUAAUUCUUGAGGGGCUUAUUGACUUAGAAACUUACAACUACCUACAUGUUGAGAAAUCAAAAAUUCCUUCUAUUUUUGGUAUACCCAAGGUCCACAAGAACCAUUUGGACACACCUCUUAGACACAUUGUUACAGCAGAGGGCUCUUUGACAGCCCCCCUAGCCAAAUAUAUUGGCUUCCAUUUGAAGCCAUUUAUAUUGGAAGAUUUCAACAUUUUAAAAGACUCUGAUAAUGAAAUUGAAGAGAAAAACUUCAAGAACCAGAAGUUACAUUCUGAUACAUCUGACAAGGAAAGUGAACUUGGCUGUGAAAAGACGUAUGAUGGUAAUUGUAGGAAAAGUGGCUCUGACAUCUCUGAAAGACAACAUGAAUCCGACAACAUUGGUCUGGGUGAGAGUGGAUGUGACUCCCUUGAAAGACAAGAUGAAUUAGGCAAUGAUGUUCUUGAAAAAAGUGGUAGGGAUUUCUAUGAAAAACAAGAGCAUUCCUAUGUGGAACCAGUGGCAAGCAACUUCAUAAAGGAAAGUACUUAUGUAGAAGAAGUGAGAAAGUGUGUUAAAGCAGAUGACACCAAAGCUUCCUCUGAGAACAUUAGGAGUGUGAUGUGGUCACUUUUAAAGCAAGCCCAUGCUGGGAUUGACUUGGGCAAGAUUUCCCUUCCCACAUCCCUCCUGGAACCUCGUUCACUCUUGGACACAAUGUCUGACUACUGCUAUCAUAUGGACAUUCUUUCAGUGGCUGCAGCUGAAGACAAUGCAUACAGUCGUUUCAAAAAUGUGGUGAAGUGGUACUUGUCUGGAUUCUACCAAAGGGCGGAGGGACUGAAAAAAACAAAGAAGCCAUACAGUCCAGCACUUGGUGAAACUUUCAGAUGCAUGUGGGUCCACCCAGAAACCAAAAGCAGGACUUUCUAUAUAGCAGAACAGGUAUCCCAGCAUCCCUCAGUCUCUGCAUUCUACGUGAGUAACCGAAAAGAUGGCUUUUGUUUCAGUGGCAGCUUACUGGUCAAAACCAAUUUUUGUGGUAAUUCUUUCAUUAGUGUGUUGGAAGGCAGUAGUAAACUUAUCUUCUUAAAACACAAAGAAGACUACACCAUGACCCAACCACAAGUUCAUACUAAAGGUAUUUUAUCUGGCACACUGAUGUCAGAACUUGGUGGGACGGUAUCAGUGAAAUGUGAGACAAAUAGUUACAGUGCAGAGAUUGACUUCCGACUAAAGCCAUUCUUUGGAGGAAGUCUCAAUCAAGUAUUUGGGAAACUGAAAAAGAAAAAUGAAGUCUUGUCAGCAUUGGAAGGUCACUGGGAUGGUGAGGUAACUAUUCAAGACAAAAAGAACGGUAUUGCUGAAACUUUAUGGAAUCCAUUACCAGAAGUAAGACAACACAGGCUUACAAGGUAUACAAUACAGCCUGGUGAACUAGGAGAAUUUGAAUCACAAAGAUACUGGAAAGAAGUGACUGAAGCUAUUCUCAACAAAGAUGAUAUAAAAGCUGCCAAUGAGAAGUGUAUUUUGGUCGAAGCACAGAAGAAGGCUGCCAGAGAGAGGGCAGCUCAAAAUGAAGAAUGGGUCUGCAAACUUUUUGAGCAGGAUCUGAUCACUAAAGAGUGGCACUAUAAGUAUGCUGAUUUCAGGCCCUGGGAUCCAAUCCAUGAUCUGAUGCAGUUUGAGAAAGAUGGUAUUAUCCAGACUAGAGUGAAACAUCAGACUCAAAAGGACUCUGUUCAAAAUAUUAAGAAGAAUCAUGGUGACCAGCCAAAGGAUGUGAAGAGUGACUGCUCAUCUGCAGAACCCAGGUUUGAAGAUUCUUCCAGGAGUGAAUGUGAGUUGUAUUCAUGUCCUUUAGGAGAAGCAGUCUUAUAUUCUGUCCUUUUUUUCCCCAAAUACCUUUUAUUAAGAAUUUUCUUACAGAAUUUGAUAUAUGAAACAACUUGA
Protopterus annectens (West African lungfish) is the source of this 2823-nucleotide messenger RNA. Its product is annotated as oxysterol-binding protein-related protein 8-like. The record is from RefSeq and is a predicted model, not a curated record. Lineage: Eukaryota; Metazoa; Chordata; Ceratodontiformes; Protopteridae. The transcript has 16 exons. The coding region runs from base 1 to 2823 and encodes 940 amino acids. Gene Ontology annotation, cellular component: membrane; cytosol; intracellular membrane-bounded organelle. Gene Ontology annotation, molecular function: cholesterol binding.